AUGAAUUUACUUUCUGCGAUUAUUCUUGUGCUGCUUAUUCCAUCUUCACUUGCACAAUUAUCACAAACUGAAACCAGAACUCUUUUCCAACUUCAGAAGCUUCUAGAAUUUCCACAAGUUCUUCAAGGAUGGAACAACUGGACAAACUUCUGCUUCCUCCCUCCUUCACCAUCACUCAAAAUAGUCUGCUCCAACGGCCGCGUAACCGAAUUAACCGUCAUCGGAAACCGAACUUCUCCAUCUUCACACAGCUCUGAACCUUUUCAAGCACUUUCAGGAACUUUCUCAACCGAUUCAUUUUUCACUGUUUUAACAAAACUUUCAAAUUUGAAGAUUCUGUCAUUAGUUUCAUUAGGUUUAUGGGGUCCAAUACCAGAAAAAAUCAACAGGUUUUCAUCUCUUGAAAUUCUCAACAUUAGUUCGAAUUUCAUUUCCGGUGAAAUUCCUGAUUCAAUCUCUUCCAUGAAAAAAUUGAAAAGUGUUGUUUUAGCUGAUAACCUUUUGAAUGGAAAUGUUCCAGAUCUCACAAGUUUAUCUUCUCUUGAAGAAGUUAAUCUUGAUGGAAAUAAAUUCGGUCCGGAAUUUCCUUCAAUCGGAAACAAUAUUGUGAAAAUCAUCUUGAGAAAAAACUUCAUAACAUCUCAAACUCCUCCUUAUCUUUCAAAUUUAGAGAAACUUCAAAUUUUGGAUCUUUCUUCGAAUAAUUUGAUUGGAAGAAUUCCCAUUUCUAUAUUCUCUCUACCUUCCCUUCAUUACCUGAAUUUAUCUUCAAACAAGUUUAGCGGAAACCUCUCCACGAAUUCACUUUGUACUUCAUCUUCGUCGUUGGAUUAUGUUGAUAUUUCUCAUAAUUUUCUAGUAGGAAAAUUACCGUCAUGCAUGGUGAAAUCGAAGGCGAAAGUGUUGUAUUCGUGGAAUUGUUUGUCGAAAAAAAGUUUGAAUGAUGAACAACAUUCAUUAUCUUAUUGUAAAAAAGAUGCGGCUUUGGCUGUUAGGCCUCCUGAGAGAAAGGUGGAGAAGGGAUCAAAAAGAUUGAAUCAGAAUGUGGAUAGAUCUGUUGCUCUUAAGUUUUCAGAAAAAUCAAUAAUGAAUGCAAGACAUGUUCCUCAAACAAUGAGGCUAGGCACACAUGGACAACCACCAUACAAUAUUUUCACAGAAGAAGAAAUUGAAGAUGCAACAAACAACUUUGGCGAAUCAAAUCUAAUAGGAGAAGGAUCACAAGGACAGAUAUAUAAAGGUUGGUUGAGAAAUGGAUCAGUGGUCCUGAUUAAUUGUAUAAAGAUAAAGCAGAAGGGUUUACCACAUAGCAUUAUGCAGCAAUUAGAUGUAUUGCAAAAUUUGAGGCAUAGACAUAUGGUGAGUGUUCUAGGACAUUGUAUCAUUACUCAUCAGGACCCUCCUCAAGUAACAAGCACUGUCUUCAUUGUACUUGAAUAUAUCUCAAAUGUGUCUUUGAGAGAUCAACUUACAGAUGGAAAAAAGAAGGAUAUGCUGAAAUGGCCACAAAGAAUGGCAAUAAGCAUAGGAGUUGCAAGAGGAGUUCAGUUCUUACAUACAGGUGUUGCUCCUGGAGUAUUUGGCAACAAUUUAAAGAUUGAGAAUAUUUUGUUGGAUGAUAGUCUCAAUGCAAAAGUCAGUGGAUACAGAAUUCCAUUGCCAUCCAAGAGCACAGUUAAUGAACAAAGUGAUGCAGAAAAAGAAGAUAUUUAUCAGCUAGGUGUUAUUCUACUUGAAGUCAUUACUGGUAGACAAAUUGCAUCCUCUAGUGAAGUAGAGCAGCUCAAGGAUGAGCUUGAAAGAAGUUCAUCAGAACCACCAUCAUCAAUACUAAGAAGUACAAUUGAUCCUUCACUGAGGGGGAGUUAUGCCUAUGAAUCAAUGAAUACUGCAGUUCAGAUUACCAUCAAUUGUCUCUCUAAGGUUUCUAGUAAGCGUCCUUCAAUAGAGGAUGUUCUAUGGAAUUUACAGUAUUCAAUGCAAGUUCAAGAGUCAUGGACUAGCAGUGGGAAUCUCAGCACAAAAUUUUAA
Messenger RNA from Vicia faba (fava bean), 2031 nucleotides. The record is from the annotation of a GenBank genome assembly. NCBI's taxonomy places the organism in Eukaryota, Viridiplantae, Streptophyta, Magnoliopsida, Fabales, Fabaceae.